AUUCCGCCGCCGUUCGGCUGCGCGGCGUCGGCUCCCGCGGCUCUCGGUGGCGCCGCAGUCGGACUCCCCGGCGCUCGACGGCCGGCAGCGGCGGCGAUGGCCCCCUGAGCAGGCCGGGAGCAGGUGGCGGCGGGCGGGCGGGCGGCGGGGCCCAGGCCCGGGGUCGGGGCGGAGGCCCGGGUCGCGCCUCUUUGUCUCAGCGGGCGGCGGCGCGGCCCCGGGCUCCCGGCGGAAGUGGGACGCGCUCGGCGCUGGGGCCGCGGCGGCCGCACCAUGAGCGAUAUCCGCCACUCGCUGCUGCGCCGCGACGCGCUGAGCGCCGCCAAGGAGGUGCUGUACCACCUGGACAUCUAUUUCAGCAACCAGCUGCAGAGCGCGCCGCUGCCCAUCGUGGACAAGGGCCCCGUGGAGCUGCUGGAGGAGUUCGUGUUCCAGGUGCCCAAGGAGCGCGGCGCGCAGCCCAAGAGACUGAAUUCACUUCAGGAGCUUCAACUUCUUGAAAUCAUGUGCAAUUAUUUCCAGGAGCAAACCAAGGACUCUGUCCGGCAGAUUGUUUUCUCAUCCCUUUUCAGUCCUCAAGGCAACAAGGCUGAUGACAGCCGGAUGAGCUUGUUGGGAAAACUGGUCUCUAUGGCUGUGGCUGUGUGUCGAAUCCCGGUGUUGGAGUGUGCAGCCUCCUGGCUCCAGCGGACGCCUGUGGUCUACUGUGUGAGGCUAGCCAGGGCCCUCGUGGAUGACUACUGCUGUUUGGUGCCGGGAUCUGUUCAGACGCUGAAGCAGAUAUUCAGUGCCAGCCCUCGGUUCUGCUGCCAGUUCAUAACUUCCGUCACUGCACUCUAUGACCUGUCGUCAGAUGAUCUCAUCCCACCUUUGGACUUGCUCGAAAUGAUCGUCAGCUGGAUUUUUGAGGACCCAAGGUUGAUUCUCAUCACUUUUUUAAAUACUCCGAUUGCAGCCAAUCUACCAAUAGGAUUUUUAGAACUCACCCCGCUCAUUGGAUUGAUCCGCUGGUGCGUGAAGUCCCCUCUGGCUUAUAAAAGGAAAAAGAAGCCCUCCUUAUCCAAUGGCCACGUUAAUAACAAGCCUGCCAAGGACUUGGGUGUGGGGAUGGACCGAGACUCCCACCUCCUGUACUCGAAACUCCACCUCAGUGUCCUGCAGGUUCUCCUGACGCUCCAACUGCACUUAACCGAGAAGAAUCUUUAUGGGCGCCUGGGGCUCAUCCUGUUUGACCACAUGGUCCCGCUGGUAGAGGAGAUCAACAGGUUGGCAGAUGAACUGAACCCCCUCAACGCCUCCCAGGAGAUUGAACUCUCACUGGACCGGCUGGCACAGGCUUUGCAAGUGGCCAUGGCCUCGGGAGCCCUGCUGUGCACGAGAGAUGACCUGAGGACCCUGUGCUCCAGGCUGCCCCAUAAUAACCUGCUCCAGCUGGUGAUCUCGGGCCCAGUGCAGCAGUCGCCGCACGCAGCGCUCCCCCCUGGGUUCUACCCUCACAUCCACACGCCCCCGCUGGGCUAUGGGGCUGUGCCGGCCCACCCCGCCGCCCACCCCGCCCUGCCCACGCACCCCGGGCACACCUUCAUCUCAGGCGUGACGUUCCCAUUCAGGCCCAUCCGCUAGGCCGGCCCCUCGUGUGCCGCCGCGCGGCAGUGUGCCUUCUGCGCCUGGGUUGGAGAAAGCCUUCUGAGAGAGGGGUGACAGGCCCCACCGAAGAGGACCUUAGGGAAGCAGCCGCGCCUCACCAGUAGAACCGACUUGGUGCAACAGUUCUGAGUCGUCGCAGUCCAGGUGCCUCCUACCUGGUCACAUUCUUAAAAAUCCAGAUUGGAUGGAUGAAAGGAAGAACGCACAGCCCUCUGCAGAGAGAGUGCUGUGGGUGUUUUUAAAUAUGCCAAUCCUGUGAGCCUUUGUUCUCGCGUGUCAUUUCAGACACACUCUAAGCCUGUGCGUGAGGAGUGCUGAGGAACAGCCGCACUGCAAGUCCAUGGGGCUGGCCUCCUCGAGAAGGCGACGUGUCCCGCCAGAAAUGCAGGCUCUUUCUGCAGCUGUAGGAGCUCAGAGAUGAAGCGUCUUGACCGUGAGCGUGUACGCAGCCCACGGCACGGCUUGGGAAAGCCUGUCAGGAUUUCCCAUCACCUCGGAAAGGAACUUCUGUUUUAUUGGGGGUCUCUAAAUUUUCCUACG
This is a messenger RNA of Propithecus coquereli (Coquerel's sifaka), 2187 nucleotides long. RefSeq names its product chromosome unknown open reading frame, human C7orf26 (gene INTS15). The record is from RefSeq and is a predicted model, not a curated record. The transcript has 6 exons. Lineage: Eukaryota; Metazoa; Chordata; Mammalia; Primates; Indriidae. Bases 274 to 1623 code for a protein of 449 amino acids.